Messenger RNA from Priapulus caudatus, 435 nucleotides. RefSeq lists its product as uncharacterized. Gene Ontology annotation, molecular function: protein binding. The transcript has 3 exons. The coding region runs from base 1 to 435 and encodes 144 amino acids. The record is from RefSeq and is a predicted model, not a curated record. Lineage: Eukaryota; Metazoa; Priapulida; Priapulimorpha; Priapulimorphida; Priapulidae.
AUGGAAAGCGGAAGCGUCAGCUUGAAAGUCCAGGAGCUGCAUGCAGCCACGGCCGUCGUCAUCACCGCGCAUGCGUGGAUCGUCGGUCUGAGCACGGGCGUGGUCAAGAUCCGGGACUUCCUACGGGCGGACGGCGCCUGUAGGAAGGAGCUGACGGGAGGACACAGAGGUGCCGUACGCUGCCUGGCCGCCGAUGACCAGUUACUGGUCAGCGGGGGUCAGGACGGACGGCUGCUGCUGUGGAGCAUGGCGGGCAGCGCACGGAAACCGCUGCACACACUGAGCAGUCCGAGGUUGUGGAGUCUGCGUGGCGGUGACGUCACACGCGUUCUGCGUGCGCACACGGGCGCCGUCACGCGGCUCGCCGUCUGCGCGGGAAGGCUGCUGUCGGCGUCUGCUGACAGGACCUGCCGAGAUUCAAUAGAGAGCGCAUGA